Molecule: messenger RNA, 1009 nt
Organism: Sorghum bicolor (sorghum)
Lineage: Eukaryota; Viridiplantae; Streptophyta; Magnoliopsida; Poales; Poaceae
Product: protein IDA-LIKE 2
Exons: 1
Coding region: 211-537 (108 amino acids)
Biological process (GO): floral organ abscission
Source: RefSeq, a predicted model, not a curated record
CCCUCUUUGCCUUGUCACACAGCGUCUGCUGCGUCUCAUCAUCCCCAGGACUUCCAUACCAUAUCAUACCCCACCCCCUCCCUAUAUCACCACCUCCCUUCUCCCUCUCCUCGCCAUUUGCUCACCACGCCCACCACAGCUAGUCCAUUGACGCCCGCCUCAGGGUUAGCGAGAGCUCCCCGGCCGGGUGCUGCUGCCGCUCGAUCUGCCAUGGCCGGAUCCUGCUGUUUCCAAGCAGGAGGGGGAGUAGGCUGUAGUAGCAGCAGCAGCAGCCGGACGACGACGACGACGCGGCGGCGACCAUCAUUAACACAGCAGCCGCCGUGGCGGAGGCUGGUGCUGGUGUUUCUGGUCCUCCUGCUGCUGGUGCCGAGCUGCUGCCAGGCGACGCGAGGCAUGCAGCCGUUCAGGGGGAAGCCACUGGAGGCAGGCAGCGCCAACCAUUUCCUGGGGUUCUUGCCGCGGGGGCCCGUGCCGCCGUCGGGCCCCUCGCGGCAGCACAACUCCAUCGGAGCGCAGGACCAAAGCCAUCCCUGACGACGACGACGACAUGCCGGUGCGAUCGAUGCAUGGGAAGAACGAAGCCGGCAGCCGGCCGGCCUGCCUGCCUUGGUGCCAAUCGAUGGAGGCUGAUCGAGGAAGAUAUAGUAGAGUAAGAUCUCGAAGAGAGUUCUCGCAUCAUCAUAUCAUAUCAUGGAUUAAUUAGAUUCAUGGUUGGUUGCCAAUUGUAGCUAAGCAAUUAAGCUCGUAGCAGUAUUGAUUAGUUAGUUAGUUAGUUAGUUAGUAUACGUAGCAGUAGCAGCAAUAUAUACUUAUGUAUACUUGGAGGGAACGAAGAGGAACAAGUAAGGAGGCACGUUUUUUCUCCGUACGUAGGACGAUGUACAUGACUACAUGAGGCUAUUGUGUUUUUUUGGAGAAGAUGGGUGGUGGCGUACUGGCGUUGUUUCUGUCCCGUUUCAUCGUUGGUGCACUGGUGUUUCUUGCUUAUUCUUCCUGCUUUCUGCUA